GACAUUGAUGAGUUGCUGUACGACCCAAAAUGGAGGAUCCUGUUAUUCCUGCAUGCACCAGCCAACCUGGAAGUCACCAUCGAGUUUCUUUGCUCUCUCCGCUUCCUCAAUGACGGAGAGGAAGUAAAGUCAGCAGCUGAAGUCACCUCCACCACCAAGGUCACGUUCACUCUGAUGGGACGACUGCUGAACCUUACCGUGGCAGACUUAGGGUGGCUGAUUGGUCUUUACACGCUUCAUGAAACGCGGAGCCUGGCCUUUGCUAAUCUGCCCGACCAGUUGGAUCCAGAAUUCGAUGCCAAAAAGUUCUGGCAAGCUCAUGGGCAUGGUCGAUUUCACAGUGGAGCAAGCUUAGCUAGGAAUUGGGCACGACCGUCUUGGAGGAUUUUGCACCAUUCCACUUGUGUGGAAUGCAAAAUCUGGAUAUUCUGGAAGGAUACCUACUCCAUUGAUCUAUUAACUAAUGAAGACCAAGUAGUCUUUGUGAAAGCUACUCAGCUUUCUAGCUGCAGAAAUAGUGUUAUUGCAUUUGUCUAUGCAAAAACAAAAAGUUGGCUUAGGAAGGACCUCUGGAAUUCAUUAGUUCAGUUUGCUCAGUCUCAUGACAAUGCUACUCCCUGGGCUGUGAAAGCUUGGGGAGUUAAUGUGACAGGCCCACCCAUGUUUCAACUCUAUGCCAAACUUAAAGCUACUAUGUUGGCUUUGAGUAAAUGGAAUAAAGAGGUCUUUGGGAAUAUAUUUCUUAAACUGGAGGAACUUGAGGCAAAUGUACAAGAGGCUGAGGAAGUAUACCAACAGGAAAACAGUGAUGAGAAUCUGCUCAAGCUAAAAGCUAUUACAGCUCAAUAUACUCAUCAGUUGCACCUUGAGGAAAUGUUUUGGAAACAAAAAGCUCAUAUCCAAUGGAUUGAAGGAGGGGACAGAAAUUCCAAGAUCACUGAUGAAGACAAUCAACAACUUGUGGCCUCUCCUUCCUUGGAAGAGGUAAAGGAUGCAGUGUUCUCUUUAAACCCUAACAGUGCUGCAGGUCCGGAUGGCUUCACUGGCCAUUUCUUCCAAAAAUGCUGGGACAUUAUACACUUGGAGAUUUUUGCUAUGGUUUCCUUCCUUUGUUGGAGGGUUCAUCUUAGAAAGCUGCCAUUGGAUACUAUUCUAUACAGGUUUGGUCAUUCUUUCCCUUCUAAAUGCUACUGCUGUACUAAACCUGAUAGAGAAUCAACUGAACAUGUGUUUGCCCAAGGAGAUGUGGCUAGAGCUGUCUGGAAUUAUUUUUGUGACCUGUUUG
This is a messenger RNA of Cuscuta campestris, 1285 nucleotides long. The record is from the annotation of a GenBank genome assembly. Lineage: Eukaryota; Viridiplantae; Streptophyta; Magnoliopsida; Solanales; Convolvulaceae.